CUCUGAUUGAAAAAUAAAUCCAAAUUAAACUUUAAAAGUUAAUAACAGCCUGUUUUUUGUUUGUUUGUUUGUUUGUCCUUUUUUUGAAUGCCAUGAACGCACCACAGAGUCCCACCCACACUCCCCUUAGCCAAUAGGAUUACGCGCUGUUUCCGCAUGGUAGUAGUCUGCUUCUUUACUUCAUUCGAGGUAAGUCGUUAUUUAACUUGUCCAAAUGCUACAAUGUGGAAAGAUAGCCGUCAUGUUGAGAAUUCGGACCAUAAAAUAAAAUUUAUUUAGCUUUCUCCCGAGGUAUGGUGUCACCAGGAGGGGCUGUACUCCGUUUAUUCUCUAUAACUGUAUAUAUAAACUAAUGUAAACAAAGUAAUUACACCUCAGUGGCUUUACUAGCAAGCUAACCUCAACGGAUGUUAAAUUAUGUGUGUUACAAAAGCUUGAGUUUAAGAGACUAAAAUAAAAUAGAAACUUUAUUGGAGUCCUCAAGCACAAAUUAAUCCUUUGACAAAAUCAGUGCUGGAUAAAGAGUUCAGAUGUGUUUACAAUCAGUUAUAAAGGGCAAAAGAUACUUUUAAGUUGGCUGUUUUGUCAUCUUUUAACAGAAACAAAGAGGGUUGUCUUGAUAAAGGAACAUGAGGAUACAACACAAGAAUGAAUGAAACAUAAUUCAUGUACAGGAGAUCUUAGGUGAAGUAAGUUGAGAUAAAAUGUCUUUGCAGAAUUUGUUCCAAAGUUCAAGUUCAGGUUUUAUCUUCCUUGAGGGGUCAACAGUGUGUCAACAUUUACCUUUGUGACUGAAGGAAGAGAUCAGGAGUCAGCCUGAGGUUGAUCAUCGGAGAGUGUGUUUGACUGUGUAUCUCUGACAGAAAUUCAAGAGUCAAGUUGUUUAAAAGCGAUUUACUUCACAGUGGUAAGUGUUGUGCAUGCUGAAUAUUUAGACAGAGAUUUGUGGAGAAGUUUAAGUAUGAUAUUUGUUUUGUUGACUGUCCAUAUCUAGUGUUUGGUUGUUGUAGAUUCAGUAAUGUAAAGGCAAAUUAGAAAAUUCCAUAGAGAAUUUAGAUGGAGAAAGAAAAUGUUGGUUCAUAAUUUAAAAAAAAAAACUUUUACAGGUGCCUGUGAAACCUUCACUAUGAUUCCAAAAGGCUUUUGUCAAUGCCCUGAAAAGUUAUACUAGAUUACCAGACAGUUUUUUAGAUCCAAUAAACUCUGGGAAGGUGUUCGGACAGUUUUGCAUGAAAAGAAAACAAAAAAAUAUUCCUAAAUCCUUCAAAUGAAUUUGCAAAAUCCCCAAAACCUUUUUUGCAUGACCCAAAAUUCAUUUUUAAAACACUUGCACCAAAGUGUGACUGUGUGAGCGAAUGAAUGAUGUAUCCAAUGUAAAGCGCUUUGAGGGUCUCUGAUAAAGCGCUAUAUGAAAUCUGAUGCAUUAUUAUUAUUAUUAUCUUACAAAGCUGGAAUUAAUCUGAUUUCAUAACUUGACAAAACAGACAUCGAUGAUAGGGUCAGUUUGUCAGUUUGUCAUGUGCGAUUUGGUUUUUAUUGUAGGGUUGAUUAUUGGACAAAAAAUGACAGAUUCAGAGAUCUGUUAAAAAAAAAUCAGAAAGAAGCUGUAGAAGAAGUAGAAGAAGUAGAUGUUGCUGGCUGAGGGAAUAUUGUCCCACUGAAAAAGUCAAAGUAUCUCUGUGUAACACUCCUCUCUUCUUUGUUUCAGGUACGAUGCUAUACUGCAGCACUCGGGGCGGGGUCUCUGGGUGGAACUUCCGAGAUGUUCUGUUUUCGGGUUUCGCUCCAGACGGGGGGAUGUUCAUGCCGGAGAGUGUACCUGUGCUCAGCUUGGAGACCCUGAGGAGCUGGAGGGGCCUGAACUACUCCCAGCUGGUGGUGGAGGUCGCCACUCUGUUCAUCCCCCAUCAGCUGAUCCCCAGAGAGGAGCUGCAGGGUGAGCUGAGGAGAUACUCACAACUUCUUUUUGAGCACAUGUCAAGUUUCAAAUUUUUGCAGCAGAAAUAAGAAGUAGUGAAAUAAAAAAACAGGUCAUUAAAACCAUCCACCACCUUCCUCUGUCUCAGUCCUGGUGGGUGAAGCUCUGUCUGGUUUCUCGGUGCCUGAGGUGGUGCGGAUUGCCAGACUUAAGGGAGGUCUGUCAGUCUUGGAGCUCUUUCAUGGAGAGACGUUGGCCUUUAAGGAUCUGGCUAUGACCUGCACUGUGCGCUUCCUGAACCACUUCCUCCAAAAGGAGAACUGCAGAGCCACUGUGGUCGUAGGUAUGAAUUUACACAAAACACCCUAAUUAUCACAAAUUUUGAACAUGAUGAGUCUGAAUGUUUUCCUCUCCAGGUACAUCAGGAGAUACAGGCGGCUCAGCCAUCCAGAGUGCUAAAGGUCUGAGCGGGGUAGACGUGGUGGUGGUUUAUCCUCGAGGAAGAAUCACUCCAGUCCAGGAGAAACACAUGACCACCUGUCUGGAGGAUAACGUCCACGUGUUUGCAGGUAGAGCUACAGAUGCUGAAGCUGCUAAAACUACGAGCUACGCUUCUUCUCUCAUAACAACAACAACACAAUUAAGUGUGUAUUUGCAUCUGCAGCGGACGGCAGCUCAGACGACAUCGACCAGCCUAUACGUCGUCUUUUUGCGGACCAGGAUCUGGUGAAGUCUCACGGCCUCAUGAGUCUGAACUCGGUGAACUGGUCCAGAGUCAUGGUCCAGCUUACCCACUUUAUCUACGCCUACCUGCAGCUCAGUGGCAUGCAGCAGGCAGAGACUGAAGGAGAUCUACCUGAGCUGGAGGUGGUGGUGCCCACUGGAGGGGCAGGGAAUAUCGCAGGUGGGAUUCAUACAGAGUUUCAGUAUGACAUCUUUUUAAGAAUCAAAGGUUUUUUUCCAUUAUUGCUGGGGUACCUGUUACAAAUAACUUAGCACUCUGUCCUUCUUUCUGUCUGUCUAUCUGUCUGUCUCUCUGCCUUUCAGCCGGUUUCAUUGUAAAGCAGAUGGGGCUGCCUCUAAAGCUUGUUGCCAUGGUGAACUCUAACGACAUCGUCCACAGGACAGUGAGCAGUGGUGAUUUCUCGAUGGCAGCUAACGUCACACAGACUCUGGCUCCUGCCAUAGACAUCCAGGUAAAAACAGACAGGAGGGAGGUUUCAAAGAUGUCACGCUGAAAAUAACUUUUAUUUGUUGCUAAGAUGUGACACAAUUUAAAUCAGUUAAACAGUAGGUGGUGCUAUCUGCCCCUGACUUCAUUUAUGUCAGCAUGUCUCUUUUUUUCUGUAGCUGAACAGAGUCAUUCAGUAGAGGUGGAAAUACUCCUAAAAUACUCCCUUCAAGUAAAAGUACAGUUGCUGGUACUUUAAAGUCCUUUUCAAGGUUAGCCCAGAUCUUUCAAAAAGCGUACAAAGUUUUUUUUUUUGAUUGAACGGCACAAUGACAAAUAAGAAACACAUACAGAAAUACAAAGUAAACAGUUGUGCAGCAGAGGAAAGAAGCCCAAGGGUUUAUAUAAAACCCUCCCCUCAAAAACAAAGUCCCUUUAUUUUAUCAUCCAAAAAGAAAAGAAAAAAAAAAUAGAAAAAGUAGAGGAAGCAAUGAAAGUCUUAAAUUAGAUUUCAGAAAUGCAAGAUCAUACAAUGUCUAAAAAAAAGUCUUAUCUUUCUGUGUGAAAGGUCUUAAAUUUCAACUGUGGCAUGUCUUUGCUACAUGUCAUGUCAGUUGACUGUCAGGUGGUAUGACAGUCACUCCGCCUGCAGUCACACAGCUGAUUGAAAGUGAACAUCAUUCUUCCUUUUAUUUUAGUGUUUUUAACUCAGUAACGGGUGAUGGGCAAUGUUAAAAUAAACAGAAGAACUUCAGAGGGAGCUAAUACACCCAAUACUGAACCGUAGAUCCUCUUUUUAGAUGUUUUCAUUUAUGCCUGUUGGAAUUUCAGAAUAAAAGCAUGUUGUUCAUAAAAUUCUUAAAUAAAAUAACCUUGGUAUAUUUUUUAAAAAAGAGCUAAAUAAAAGCAGCCCAAACAACAGUUUCAUGAGACCAUCUCUCCUUUAAACACAAACUGGUUUACCUAUACCCUUAAAAAACUGCAAAAGAAUUACUCAGUAAAUUACACUUAAUCAUCCAGCAUCCUGAAACGAAUUUUAUGGUGAGUCAGGAGCAGCAGUACCUCCCUAGUUUUAAUAUGAACAUAUGAAGUGAUCAUAUUAAGGUGUAUUUAACAUGUUUGGUAUAUCGUUCCUGUCCUGGAGGAUCCAUACAACAUGGAGCGAGUUUUCUGGCUGCUGCUGGGAAAGAACGGAGCUGCAGUGAAGAAGAUGAUGGAGGAGUUUCAACAAACACACCGACACUCUUUACCUACAAACCAACACAAACUGGUACCUCUCAUCCUCUGUUUACGGUUUUCUCUCAGUCUGUGAUGCUGUGAUGCUUUAUAAACUCUCUCUGGGUUUUUAGUUGUCUCAGGUUUUGUCCACGGGCUCAGUGUGUGAUGACGGGAUCCUGGACACCAUGAAGAGGUGUUGGGAGGAGAACCAGUAUGUGCUGUGUCCACAUACAGCUGUGGCUGUCUGGCAUCACUACAACUUUGCUCACGAUCCAAAGAUCAGCAGGUCAGUCAGACUGAGAGGCAUGUAUCAUUAAGAUUUCUCACAGUGUCUAAAAGUAAAAAACACUUGAAUAACUAAAUUAUAUAUUUAGUGUCCUCUUUUACCUUAUCCUUUAAUAUUUGUACUUUAUUUUUAGGCAGAGAUUAAGAUUUUGCCCUAUGUGUCAAAAAUCAGCUCACUGUGUGAAAGGUCUCAUCAGGUGUUUUGUGUAAUCAUUGAACCUCUUCUCACAGGUGUUACAUUGCGACAGCUUCACCAGCCAAGUUCAAGGCAGUGGUGGAGAAAGCGGGCCUGACCUUUAACCCUCCUGAGGCCGUGCUGGCUUUGGACAAGUUACCUACUCGUUUUCAGAAUCUGGAGUGGAGCCAGAACUGGUGCAAAGACUGGGAGGACAGACUGAGAGAGCAGAUCCAGUCUGUGAGUUUAGUCAGGAAAAACAACGGGGCGUACUACAGCUGAUUUGAAGAUGUAAAGUUUAUGAUGUCAAAAUGGUGAGGUCAGGUGACUGUUAGCCCGGCCUUAAACUCUGCACUCCUUAUCUGGACAAACGUCUUUUGUUGCUUCUUUGUUGGACUUUGGCCUACAGUGUCGUAAGACUCAACUCCUAAAUCCUGCAGUGAUGAGCCAAUGAAGUAUGCACAAUGUUUAAUAUUUCUUUGAGGUGUAAAUAAAUGUAAAAAAAUGAACCCAGAGUUGUCUGUGAAUGGUCUCAAUCAAAAAAAAAACCUCAAAGAUUAAAGGUAAUGAAAAUUAUUCCACAAACAUGGCGAUGAUAAAACACAUGAAAAUAAAUGUUUGUUUUUAUCCUGUUUGCACCCAUGUGAUAGAGUGAUGUGAAUGAAAGCAGACACACCGAUGUAAAAGUCUGUAACUGUUUGACUAUUGGACUUUGACUCUGCUGAAACUGUAAAUUAUUGACUGAAAUUACAUGCAGACUUUAUGGGGACAUAAAAAAUCAGAGCAGCAGGUUACCAAACUUUACUCCAAUUACCUUCUUCUCCGAAUAUGAUCACGCUACAUAAUGUGAUAAGCUUAUUUGAUUCAUCAGAGCCCUCCUGUUUGCAAUUAAAAUUAUCAAGUAGCAGGAAACCACCUAUAGAUGGCGUCACAUGACUUGGAAACCCCAGACACCCUUGUUUAAGAUUGCAGGGUGGGCUGAAUGAAGGACAUUUAAUGCGUAUCCAAGACUGUGAAUAAAAAUUGUUUUACAAAAA
Messenger RNA from Xyrichtys novacula (pearly razorfish), 5804 nucleotides. The record is from the annotation of a GenBank genome assembly. NCBI's taxonomy places the organism in Eukaryota, Metazoa, Chordata, Actinopteri, Labriformes, Labridae.